UACGCGAUUAUGGGGAAGGCUUUCAGUCCUCCGAGGAGAGAGUUGAAAGAGCGGAGCUGCGGCAGCCGGGGCGUGGGGAUUCUUGGUUUCAGCUUAGAAACUGGGCGGCGUCGGCACUUAGCGAGCUCCGCGGCCGUCCCUUCCCCUCCUCCUGCCUCCCUUUUCCCACUUUCUCUCGCGUGGGCGCUCUAAGUGCGGGCUGUACCUCGGUGGCCCGAAACCCGCGGCAUCUGAGCUCCCCGCUCGUCUCCUUGCCAGCACCUGGCCUGCCGGGGCUGGGCGGCUCGUCCUCACGCCCGGCAUCCUGCUUCGCUGCAGGCUUGCCGAGGGGCGUUACGCUGCUGAUAAUGCCUGGAACCGGAGCAGAGGACUGCAGGGUGGGAGAGUACUUACAUGAAGGUCACUGCUGCCUGGCUUGUCCAGCAGGUACUUACGCUGCUCAGCACUGCAGUGCCUCGCACUUGAAAGGAAGAUGCCUCCCUUGCACCGAAGGAGAGGAUUAUACCGCCCAUGAGAAUGGCUUGGAAGAAUGCUUGCCAUGCAGACAGUGCAAAGAGGAUCAGAUAACUUUGAGACCCUGUACUCUGACACAUGAUACUGAAUGCCAAUGCAAACAAGGGUAUUUCUGCCCUGCCGAGGGCUGUGAAAUAUGUCAGAGAUGCAGUACAAUGUGUCCAGAAGGGAAAGAAAUUGUGCAGAACUGCAAUGCUACUAUGGACCUAGGAUGUGGCUUGCCUGAUCAAGGAAGCACAGCUCUUGUUUGGAUUACUGUGAUUUUUUUGGUGGCUGUUGGGUUUUUGCUGUUCUUUGUAAUCAGAAAGCUGAAGAGUGAUAAAGCUGCUUCAACUGAUAAAGAUGCAGAGAAAGGUCUGGAUUCUGAGGGCAGUACUGAAAGCCUUAUUUUACCAGAAGUGGAGACACCUGCAAAUAACGCAGCCAACCCAGAGGGUGAGAACUCUGGGGAGAGCCCUGAGGGCCAAGCGCAAACCAAGGUUAACUUAGAAGUAAAAAACACAUCACUAGAGGAAAACAGUGUUGUGCAUUCUAAAGGGGGCACCAUCCUGCCCGGGGGCUGCAGGCGCCAAGUGAAAAUGUGCUGGAGGAGGAUCGCUUCACUACCAGCAAAAACCGGGCAGAAUCCUGCUUCUCAUCAGAAUGCCCCGUCUAACGUACCAAGUGGUAGGAUGCCAGCAAAUCGUAUGGUACGAGAACCAAGGUGUCGAAUAAUUGUUAAAGAUCUCUCUCAAAAAGAACUGAGAGACACCUAUCGGGCCUUUAUGAAUAAAGUACCACUGAAAAAAUGGAACCAGCUUAUGAGAACUCAUCUGCAAGAAAAUGAUAUUGUUAAAAUUAUUCAUGACUUUCCUAAUGACAUAGAAGAGCAAUCUUAUCAGAUGCUUCUCACCUGGAAAAACACACUGGGAGAGAAACAAUCUAUUAUUAAGUUACUGGAUGAGUUAAGGUAUCUAGAUACCAAGGCUUAUCAUAAUGUAUUGAACACUUUAAAAAGUAAUAACAUUAUAAGUAAAUUAGAAGCUACAGAUUAA
Molecule: messenger RNA, 1547 nt
Organism: Cariama cristata (Red-legged seriema)
Lineage: Eukaryota; Metazoa; Chordata; Aves; Cariamiformes; Cariamidae
Exons: 10
Biological process (GO): positive regulation of apoptotic process; apoptotic process; TRAIL-activated apoptotic signaling pathway
Cellular component (GO): plasma membrane; cell surface
Molecular function (GO): transmembrane signaling receptor activity; protein binding
Source: RefSeq, a predicted model, not a curated record